This is a messenger RNA of Arvicola amphibius (Eurasian water vole), 3877 nucleotides long. It is a transcript of the gene B4galt1, whose product is annotated as beta-1,4-galactosyltransferase 1. The coding region runs from base 121 to 1317 and encodes 398 amino acids. NCBI's taxonomy places the organism in Eukaryota, Metazoa, Chordata, Mammalia, Rodentia, Cricetidae. The record is from RefSeq and is a predicted model, not a curated record. Gene Ontology annotation, biological process: protein N-linked glycosylation; carbohydrate metabolic process. The transcript has 6 exons. Gene Ontology annotation, molecular function: beta-N-acetylglucosaminylglycopeptide beta-1,4-galactosyltransferase activity; cytoskeletal protein binding.
UGCCUCACCCCCCCCACCCCUCCCUCGAUCGCUGUGGUCCGGUAGCUCCUGGCGGGCGGCCUGCGGGCGGGCCGCCCUCUCAUCCUUAGCCCACCCCCCUCUUAAAGCCGCGGCGGGAAGAUGAGGUUUCGUGAGCCGCUCCUGGGCGGCAGCACCGCGAUGCCCGGCUCGUCUCUGCAGCGGGCCUGCCGCCUGCUCGUGGCCGUCUGCGCGCUGCACCUCGGCGUCACCCUGGUCUAUUACCUCUCGGGCCGCGACCUGAGCCGCCUGCCUCAGCUAGUGGGAGUCUCCUCUCCAUUUAAGGGAGGCACGAACGGCACCGCCGCCAGCAAGCAGCCCCCAGGAGAGCUCCGGACUCGGGGCGCACGGCCGCCGCCUCCUCUAGGAGUCUCCUCGAAGCCUCGCCCGGGUCCCUCUAGCCCUGGAGCGGCUUUUGACCCCGGCCCGAAGAGCAACUUGACUUCGUUCCCAGUGCCCCCUACCACUGCACUGUUGUCGCUACCCGCUUGCCCUGAGGAGUCCCCGCUACUCGUUGGCCCCAUGGUGAUUGACUUUAAUAUUCCUGUGGAUCUGGAGCUUUUGGCCAAGAAGAACCCAGAGAUAAAGAUGGGCGGUCGUUACUCCCCCAAGGACUGUAUUUCUCCUCACAAGGUGGCCAUCAUUAUCCCAUUCCGCAACCGGCAGGAGCACCUCAAAUAUUGGCUGUAUUAUUUGCACCCAAUCCUACAGCGCCAGCAACUGGACUAUGGCAUCUACGUUAUCAACCAGGCUGGAGAAACCAUGUUCAAUCGAGCUAAGCUCCUCAAUAUUGGCUUUCAAGAGGCCUUGAAGGACUACGACUACAACUGCUUUGUGUUUAGUGAUGUGGACCUCAUUCCGAUGGAUGACCACAAUGCCUACAGGUGUUUUGCGCAGCCAAGGCACAUUUCUGUUGCAAUGGACAAGUUCGGGUUUAGCCUGCCCUAUGUUCAGUACUUUGGAGGUGUCUCUGCUCUCAGUAAACAGCAGUUUCUUGCCAUCAAUGGAUUUCCUAAUAAUUACUGGGGCUGGGGAGGAGAAGAUGAUGACAUUUUUAACAGAAUAGUUCAUAGAGGCAUGUCUAUAUCGCGCCCAAAUGCUGUGGUUGGAAAGUGUCGCAUGAUACGACACUCAAGAGACAAGAAAAAUGAGCCCAAUCCUCAGAGGUUUGACCGGAUUGCGCACACAAAGGAAACUAUGCGUUUUGAUGGUUUGAACUCACUUACGUACCAAGUGUUGGAAGUACAAAGAUACCCAUUAUAUACCAAAAUCACAGUGGACAUCGGGACACCAAGAUAGCAUUUUGGAACAAAAUAAGAGACCUGAAAAUGGCCAGGGACCUCAGACGUGUGUCUCUGCCAGUCGACUGGGCUGGCCCCUCGCAUUUGUGUAAUCCGAAUGCUAGUUGUCCUUGCUAUGAUCCAGACGUCUUUCCAGAUGCCCAGGGUGAAUGUAAUGUUUGCCUUGAACCUGGCUGGGCACUGGAUGAAACUCUACCAGGUGUUGGUCAGUGGGAAAAAGGUCAGCCUUCGGAGGCUUCUUGGUCACCCUGUGUCACCUCUCCAAAGAGGCAGAGCUGUACACAGAUCAUAACUGAGUGACUGUGGCUCACAUUCCCACUGCUGAAACGUGGGUAAGACUUCGCUUUAAUCGGUGACGUUUAUACUUUAUGACAAAUUGGAGGCUGCUGCUGGAUUCAGAUUGAUGUGAUAUUCUUGGAUUUUUUUUUAUACAAAAAUCAAAAUUUCAAUCAGUCUCAUGUUCUGUGCCUGUCCUACGUUCUCUUAUUGGUGUGCAGCUUGAUGCACACCAGUGUGUGUGCUUUCUUAGCAAAAGAAUUUUAAAACUUGAGCCUGGAGCUUGGUGCCCUGUUAGGGUGUGGAUUCUGAGGCCUUGCACUCGGAGCAGGGGCCUUGGGUACUCUCAACUCACAUGGCCUGUCUUCAGAUCCCUGUCUGAUUUCUGAAUGUAAAGUUUUGGGAGUUUUGGGAGGGGGGGGGCUUGUUUGUUUGUUUAUUUGUUUUUUAAGAAGCAGUUUGCAGUGUUUUAAAGAAUAAAUUGAGUUCUGAUUAUGCUAUAGCUUGUUUUUAUGUUGAUCCAAAUUGAAAUAGCUAUUGUUAAGUCAUGACACUUUAUUUUUCUAGGCAUGCUAUGUAAACUUGAAUUUCCUAUAUAUUUUUAUUGUGGUAUGUUAUAUGUGGGGAAGGGAUUGAGUAUUUUUUAGGGAGAAAGCUAAUGUAUGCUGUAGUGGUUACAAAUAAGCCUCUGAUUAGGCUGGCAGGCCAGGUUUUGUGAAGAGCAAAAUUACCCUCAGGUCCCCUAAUGAGGGCAAAGCCUACAGGUGAGCAUUAUCCUGCCAGACCUCUGGGUCAGGAAUUACAGAGACUUGGCAGAACUCUCUCUCCACCUCUGGGGAGGGGGGGCUCAGUUUCCUAGACCCCCCUGAGGGCCCUAGGCUGUGGGGUUGAAGAUCUCAGCCAUCCGGGUGGUUGCCAUCCGUACACCCCUCGGAGCUUCGUGCCGCACUCCCGGCCCCACCUACACUGACCAACUCUUACUUUGCUCCUCUUCCUUCUCCCUUUCACUCUUUCUUCCUUUCCUGAAAUCUCCUGUGGCACUCAGGGUCAAACUUCAUUCUCCAGCACAAUUGUGCCUUUUAAUUAGAGGUCUAGAAAGUUCCCCAGAGCCCACACCCCGUUCUUCCUUGAGAAUCCUGGUGCCCAUAGAGCCCCUCAUCACCACUCAGGGUUUUCGCAGGUGCUUCCCCACUGCUCGGUCUAACCCACAGGGGUCCCUCACAAACUCGCCCGUGCUGGGGUGCAGUGCCUGGGGUCACUGAGAUCACUGGAGGCACUCAGACCACCAGGAUGAGAGGGUUUGUAAAAUACAGCCUGGGUUGAGAGCCAAGAUCAGCAGUCUAAUCCCAGAGCUCAGGCCUUUUCAUGGUAGCAGCCUGGACUCCAGUGAGUGUGGAUGGUGACCAGAGAGACGGUCCUGGUCCUCCCUGUGCCUUUGUGGCUUUCAGCAUCACAGUGUCUAACUUGCUGCUUUUUCCAGACACUUUUUUUUUAGUGUAGUUAAAAACGAUUAUUCCCCAACCAAAGCACACAGGCUGUGCAAGGUCCGUGCUCUCUCGAUUCCACGUGCCUCUAGAAGGCCGUUCAAACCGAGACUGCCUGCACCGAGAGUUUUGUUUUUCUGUCCCCAGAUCCUGACUUUUCCAAAGUGCCUUAGAAGGGAGACAGAUGCCAAGUGGUGUUGUCUGUGUCACCUCCUUUAUUCUUAAAGCAGAACUGCCUUUACUCUGUUUUGUUCAUGUGGUCCUCAGAACCGAGGGAAAUCCUUUCGUCUGCUCCUCCACCUUCCAGCUUGCUCUGGGGCACCUCAGGCCCAGCGCACAGCUAAGAUACUGUUGGGCCUGGACAUUUGCCUGACCCAGGAGAGGCCGUUGUCUGCGUCCUCACCGGGGAUUGGAGGAUUGAGGAGUCAGUGAACAUUCCCUUCACCUGGGAGUUUGGACCCCAGUGUUACAUGCCGUGCCUUUUUCUGUCUGUAUUUUUUGCUGGUGACCCGUGUAAAGUGGCCUUUGGGAAAGAUCGGUGGCACAGGAAAGCAAAGGAAAUGCCAUGCUGGCCUUCAGCCUGGUAGGGUCUGCACUGACCACUGGGCACUCUAGAUACUUGUGAUGCCGUGUAUGUAUUGCCAUAUCCUAUGUAUGCAAGUGUGUGUAUUUACUGUUGGGGCUGGGGCGGAGGUGGGGGCGCUGUCUCUCUGACUUUGAUGUUCAGAACAGACAACUGUAUUUUUUUGCCUUUGAAAUACAGUAAUAUAACACGAAUAAAUGACCCUAUCUUUGUAA